AGAGCAAAACAUUUCAUGAAUUUCAUUAUAAUUCGUUUAUUCAUAGAAUAUUUUGAAACUUAACCAAGUAUCUAGUGAAGCUAAAUAUGAAGUCUUUUGGAAUUGCUGUAAUCUUCUUAAGCUUUGUAGUUGCAUCAUAUGCAGCAGUUGUAUCAGAAAUGGCAUCCAAUGAAUUCUUGAGAGGAGGUUACUCUUCUUCUUCUUCUUCUUCUUCCUCCAAGGAAUGCUGUAUGACUACUUGUCAAUAUGCUGAACUUUGCCCUAUUUCUCAACCAACUUAUAGCCAAGCCCCAACUUAUGCUCAACCUCCAUCCUAUUCUCAACCUCCAUCCUACGGACAAUCAUCUUCUUCUUAUGGCUCAUCCAGCUAUCGCCUUUUGAAUGCAGAAGAAAAUCAACUUGUCAACAGAGGAGGUUAUGCCCCAACAAGUCAAUGCAUUCUGGUGCCUAUUGAAUGCUGUACAGACUGCAAACAAUGUUACGCUGCAUGGAGUUCCUAAAUAACUCUCUACUUGCAAAGAACAUAUAUCAAUGGAUGUGUGUUCGUUUGAGUGAAUAAAAUUUGUUCGUGCAACUUGACUUCGUAACAAUUCAUUCCAAUGA
Molecule: messenger RNA, 603 nt
Organism: Galdieria sulphuraria
Lineage: Eukaryota; Rhodophyta; Bangiophyceae; Galdieriales; Galdieriaceae
Exons: 3
Coding region: 87-500 (137 amino acids)
Source: RefSeq, a predicted model, not a curated record